Messenger RNA from Radiomyces spectabilis, 1437 nucleotides. Its product is annotated as pantothenate kinase. The record is from RefSeq and is a predicted model, not a curated record. The transcript has 9 exons. Bases 127 to 1311 code for a protein of 394 amino acids. Gene Ontology annotation, biological process: coenzyme A biosynthetic process. Gene Ontology annotation, cellular component: nucleus; cytosol. Gene Ontology annotation, molecular function: pantothenate kinase activity; ATP binding. Lineage: Eukaryota; Fungi; Mucoromycota; Mucoromycetes; Mucorales; Radiomycetaceae.
CUUGCUUUAUUAGGCAAAUUCGCUUUUCGUUGUCUUUUUUGAUAAAACAGCCAAACCAUUCCAUUUCAUUUUCCUCUCCACUUGAAGUCUUUGUAAGAUCAGCUCCGUUUAUAAAUACCCAUCGUUAUGAAUGUCGCUGGCGCUUCCGUUUCCGAAGCUCUUCUUGGAGCUCAUGAAACGAGAGAUAUAGUCUUACCUAAUCAGAAUGAACAUGUGUCGCAAAUUGCAGUCGAUAUUGGCGGAUCGCUGGCGAAAAUCGUAUACUUUACUUCAUCCGCUGACCGAAAAGGCGGGCGUCUUCAUUUCAAAAAGUUUGAAACCGAGAAGAUCGAUGAAUGCUUAGAUUUCGUGGCCGAGCUGAUGAAGGAUUCCCGCAAAUUGCUUAAACCGGGACUACAGCCUGUGCUGAAGGCUACGGGUGGUGGCGCUUACAUGUAUCAGGCAAAGCUUGCCGAGCGACUGCCCAACGUUAUUGUUCAAAAGGAAGACGAAAUGGAAUGUCUGAUUACGGGUUUGAAUUUCUUUAUUACGGAGAUUCCUUAUGAGGCAUUUACGUAUUCCGAGCAGGAAGGCGAUGCCAUGCGGUUUGAAGAAAAAACAAAAGAUAUAUACCCAUACAUGCUGGUCAAUAUCGGUUCCGGUGUUAGCAUUCUCAAAGUGACGGGACCCGACGAGUUUUCUCGUAUCAGUGGUACUUCGCUUGGUGGUGGUACACUGUGGGGAUUGAUGUCCUUGCUGACCCACGCACAAUCAUUCGAUGAAAUGCUGGAAAUGUCGGUCGACGGUGAUAACCGAAAUGUGGAUUUGUUGGUGGGCGACAUUUACGGCACCGAUUAUACAAAGCUUGGGUUGAAAGCGUCCCGAAUUGCGUCAAGUUUCGGCAAAGUGUUUAAGAAAGGAGUAAAACAGUCGCAAGACAGCUUUCAAUCGGCGGAUAUAGCCAAGAGUCUAUUGUUCAUGGUGAGCAAUAAUAUUGGCCAGAUUGCCUAUCUGAAUGCGCAGGAACAUGGUCUGAAGCGUAUCUAUUUCGGCGGUUGUUUCAUUCGAGGUCAUCCUAUUACGAUGAACACGUUGUCAUAUGCCAUCAACUUUUGGUCCAAAGGAGAAAUGAAGGCUCUAUUUUUACGGCAUGAAGGUCACUUGGGCGCGACAGGAGCUUUCCUCAAGCACACUCCUAUUCGCAAAGCGAGACAUUCGUUCUCUUAUACGGAGAACUUUAAACCCGACAUUACCGAAACACCCAGUCGUGUUUACGGUGUGCUAGAAAAGACAAACGUAGAACUUCACUCUGAAAAUCAAAUCGAAGACUAAUGAUUUCUCGGAGGUGGUAAAUUAAAAGAACAAUGACCUGUAAUAUACUGUUUAUUUCAAAAGUCACCGUAGGAAUUUGAAAAUUUCUAUUUCCAAAAAGAAAAGGAAAAUGCAAUGAUGUGUUUG